This is a messenger RNA of Centruroides sculpturatus (bark scorpion), 858 nucleotides long. RefSeq names its product general transcription factor II-I repeat domain-containing protein 2-like. Bases 1 to 858 code for a protein of 285 amino acids. The transcript has 2 exons. Lineage: Eukaryota; Metazoa; Arthropoda; Arachnida; Scorpiones; Buthidae. The record is from RefSeq and is a predicted model, not a curated record.
AUGGCAUCAUUUUCCGGACAUACAACUGGUGCUGACUUACUUACUGGUUUAUUGAGCAUUUGCAACAAAUCAGCACUGGACUUUGACAAGCUAUCCAGCAUUGCCACUGAUGGAGCACCAUCUAUGGUUGGAUGUGAGAAUGGCAUGGUCACCUUGCUGAAAAACCACCUUGGGGACAGGCAAAAGGAGUUAGUCCAGUAUCAUUGCAUAAUUCACCAACAGCAACUUUGUGCAAAGAAGCUGGGAUUUGAACGUCUGCUGAAAGAUGUCUAUGAUACUGUGAACUUAAUCCGCCGUCAUGGACUCAACCAUCGACUCUUCACAUCAUUUCUUGAAGAAAUAGAUGCUGAUUAUGCUGACCUGCCCACGUAUACUGAAGUUCGUUGGCUGAGCAAGGCAACAGUCCUCAAGAGAUUUGUGGAGCUAUUGGGGCCUAUUAUCACUUUCCUCAAAGAACGGGGGAACACUACAAGGAAUUUGGAGGGACAAAGAUGGCAGUGUGAUUUAGCUUUCCUUGCUGACAUUACUGCUUAUCUAAACGACCUUAAUUUGAGAUUGCAGGGAAAGAUGCAACUUGUUUCUCAGUUGACAAGUAACAUCAAUGCAUUUAUGACCAAACUAUCACUUUUCAAGUCCCACAUGCAAUCAGAGAACUUUACACACUUUCCACAUUGCAAGGCCAUGAAAGAGAAAUACCCACAUAUGAAGAUGGAUUACUCUGACCAAGCAAACUAUACCGAUCCUGUCACAAAAUUGAGGUAUUCAAAUUCAGAAGAAUAUGCAAAGAUAAAGACCCUUUCUCCUGAUAUUGUAAAUGAUUAUCUUUCAUUGCGCAAAGCAAACAAUCCAAUUACAUGA